Molecule: messenger RNA, 3113 nt
Organism: Peromyscus californicus insignis
Lineage: Eukaryota; Metazoa; Chordata; Mammalia; Rodentia; Cricetidae
Gene: Ccdc182
Product: coiled-coil domain containing 182
Exons: 1
Coding region: 997-1458 (153 amino acids)
Source: RefSeq, a predicted model, not a curated record
ACAUCCAAACCAUGGCACCAGAUGCUGUCAUGGCUGCUGCCCCAGUUAGGGUCCCUCGUAGGACAGCAGAGCCGGAACCAGCUUGGGUAAAGAGGUCAUUUGUCUAGCACUAGAAGGAUUGGCUUCGAGGCUGGUCCUUGGGGAGAUGUUUAUGUUUGGAGCCCUGGAGGGAGGUCUGGGCAAGAGAUUGCAAUCUGCAAAGGCAGAGGUUUGUGAGCCAAAUGUGGUUAGAAACUAUAGUAACCAGGCAAAAACACAAGAUUUACCCAUCCACAUUUUUUCCCCUUUCUUAUCUGCCACCAUCCAGAUAUGCUGAGGAACAUGUACUUACUCACACUCGUCCCCUAGUUCCAGAACCCAGUGAGCACUCAGCAAGUUUUUACUGAAUAAAUAUGAACGGCUCAUUUUUAUCCGUCGGGUAUUUCUGUGGACCCCACUUCAAAAGCAAGCACAUUUAUCCCAACAAGAAGAUCAUCUAACCCUUCUGGCAUCGUUGAAGGAUAUGGAUUCGGGAUUAGAAUACUCCUUUAGCAUCUUAGAGCUGUGAAUCGGCCAUCAUCUCUUAUGAGGACCCUGUCUCACUGGUGAGGCUGAAGGAAGCCCAGAUACCAGGCCGUAACACGGUCCGUGCUCCUUGUGGGGUGGGAAGCUGCUCAGUCUCGGCAGUCUGUGAACCUGACCUGGCCUACCUUGUCUUGGCCAGUGUUUUCCACUCUCUGGGAUUUAGCUUGUCCUUGGGGGUUAAAGGAACGCUUGGACUCCGGUUCUGAAUUAAUGAGAAGCCUCGGCUCAGGAGACUUGGGAAGCAAGCACAGUUGUUAAGUUCUCAGCCAAGGAAGCUGCAGUAUGCAAAGUAGUGAACUGGAGCUUUCCUUCUGAUUGGCUGACGGGCCUUGAUGUCACAAUGAGAUGGGUCUAUCCACUCCAAAUGACAGUGCCUCUAGCCCCCAAAUAACUGACGCAGUUGGUUUCUUGGCUUCCUCUCUGUAGGAGGAGAUGAUGGAAGCCCUCUUUCAGGCAGGGUCCAUCCUUAUGAAGGUGAAUACCUUACAGGGCAGGAAGAUGGUGGAGAGUGGGCUCCAGUCUGGGGACCUUUCCCUGUCUCACUCAUGGUCCUCCUGCCUCCCUCUACCAGCCGACUUGGAGAUCCUGCAGCAGAAAGUGGCCGCGGUGCAAAGGGAGCUGGAGGACUUCAAGAAGGAGGCUCUGAAGGCCAUCAGCUACCUGGAGGACGCCUUCUGCGAGAUGAACGGCGUCCUGGCCCAGCAGGAGGAGCAGGCCGCUCGCGUGAAGCAGCGGCUGAGGGAGGAGGAGGACCGGGGCAUCGUUCGCAACAAGGUGCUCACCUUCCUCCUGCCCCGGGAGAAGCAGCUUCGGGAACACUGCCAGCGGCUGGAGAACAUGCUGGCCAGGAGCCACGACCCGCUGCGAGUCACCAGGAAGAGCCAGGACGACUGAAGGGCCCGCGCGCAUGCGCCUGGGCUGGCGGGCAACUGGACGAUUGUGUUUUUUUUUUUUUAAUGGAAGGACAAACGCUAAGUCCCCAUUUAUUCCCUCUCCCCAUUUUUAUUGCUUUCCUGCUACCACCACACAGAGACAAAAAAAAAAAAAAAAGGAAAAAAAUAAGUUUUUUUGGGUGAAGUUCCAUUUAUCCAGCUCCCUCAAGGAAGGACCUGUAACCUUCACUCCAACUGCUUCCUGUUUGUAAUGGUACAGUUGCUUGGAUGUGUAGCCCUUUCUCCUGCAUAUUCUUGAAACUGGUUGUGUUGAACAGAUUUACCUUUCUUUUAAUGACUCCAGGCUUUCGUGAUUCAUCACUUAACCAUCGGUUUUACUGGCGCGGGUCAACGUGGGGUCUACACCGUGAGGGGGAUGGCCCACGUCCUGAAAUGGCCUCAGAUGGCUGCACUGUGUGAUUCCUGCCCUCACUGCUUGGUUUUUCAGUCUGCUGGUGUCGCUGGGCUGUCGUCUGUCUCUUUCCCUUCCUGCUUUUGUAGAGCUCGGCUUCCUCUCGGUUUCGUCUGUAGACUGGUUGCUGCUUGUGGUGGGCCUUGUUAGGGCUCGGCCGGCCGGGAGAACACACUGAUCUCCAGGUGACACCUGGGAGACGGCACAAGAAAACAGUGAAAGUGACACCUGCAUGUGACUCAUGGAGCAGGAGUCGCUAGGGUGUGCCGUCAUCGAUGAGACAAUGUACCCCCCCAUCCUCUGCUCCCACAGGCAUCUCCUGAAGGCAGGACAGAGCUGUUUUCAUACGGUAAACUGGCCACAAGAAGCAGAGCGCUGUCCUCUGUUUUCUCCACGUUAAUGGAUGACUAGCGCUCCCAGUCCAGGCCACUCACGCCCAUUUAACAUCGUUCGGCCUCACAAACCCCUGAACCAACCAGACUGUUUUUGGGCUAGUCCCUUCUGGGGUCCUGGAACAACGUGUGUGACGGGAGCCGUUAGCAGUCACUGUGACUUGUGUUUAUCAUCAGCCCAUUUCACUGACGCGUAUAUUCUUUCGCUGGUCCCUCCCAAAUGCUGCCAUACAUCAGCCUGAGGACCUGGAGGUCUCUCUAGUCCAGAGCUUGUAGCCAGGCUCAGAACCCUCUGACUUAAUGUGGCCUCACCCAUCCCCUUCUUUUAUUUACAGACUCUCUCAAAUAAUAUGCAAAUAUUUGGAUCCCCUCAAGUUGGCCUUCACCAAAGGACCUUGUGACCCAUGGUUAAGCACAAUAUCCAUCCGUCAACCACCCACCCAGAAGGGCUGUGUCUCUGCUCUAACUCUAGGCAGCUUCUGCUCCAGUUUAGCUGAAGCAGCGAUUAGCGACAGUAAUAUUGAUAACCACGGAAGAGCCCAGAGUCAUCAGCCACAGUGCACACCGUGACACACUUCACUUCAGCAUUAUGAGGGAACCAAGACUCAAGCCCAAUAAAUUGCCCAAGAUCAAAGCUUGCUGGCUUGGGAUUUGAACCUAGGACCAUCUAGCUCUUUUAUUCUGUGCUCUUAACCGUCCUGGAGUGUUUUGGAAAGCUUUAUGGAUGUAUAGUGUGGGUGAGACAAAGUACCGAAACUGCUGAGGGUAACGCUGGGAGAGGGGAGUGUUUCCUGGGGGGGAUUCUUAGACCAC